This is a messenger RNA of Oncorhynchus gorbuscha (pink salmon), 2439 nucleotides long. Its product is annotated as kinesin-like protein KIFC3. Gene Ontology annotation, molecular function: ATP binding; microtubule motor activity; microtubule binding. The record is from RefSeq and is a predicted model, not a curated record. The transcript is spliced from 9 exons. Gene Ontology annotation, biological process: microtubule-based movement. The coding region runs from base 10 to 1242 and encodes 410 amino acids. Lineage: Eukaryota; Metazoa; Chordata; Actinopteri; Salmoniformes; Salmonidae.
CUGCGCACCAUGAAGACAGACUACGCCAGCCUGAGGAGUCAGGUCCGCAACUUCUCCGACUUCUACGGAGCAGCCAUCACCGACGCCAAGAAACAGAUAUCAGCAGCUAUGACUGAGAUGUCGGAGGCCAACAAGGACCUCCUGGAGAAGUACAGGAAGGAGGUGGCACUGCGGAGGAAGUACCACGAGCAGCUGGUCGAGCUCAAAGGCAACAUCCGUGUGCUGUGCCGUGUGAAGCCGGUUCUGAAGGAGGACCAGCAUGAGGAGGGCCAAUCAGUGGUGGUAACCACGGACCCCAACAACGAAUCAGCUCUCUCCGUGCUGAAAGGGCAGGGCCGCUGCCAUAACUUUGAACUGGACCGUGUCUUCCACCCUCAGGCCACUCAGGAAGAGGUCUUCCAGGAGAUCGAGCCCCUGGUGACAUCCUGUAUAGAUGGAUAUCACGUCUGCAUCUUUGCCUAUGGGCAGACUGGCUCUGGGAAGACCUACACCAUGGAGGGCAGCACAGAGAACCCAGGCAUCAACCAGCGUGCUCUGAAACACCUGUUUAGUGAGAUAGAGGACAGGAAGGACAUGUGGACGUACACCGUGACUGUCAGCUCUGUGGAGAUCUACAACGAGGUGCUCAGAGACCUGCUGAGUAAGGAUGGAGAGAAGCUGGACAUUAAGAUCAACCCAGACGGAACAGGACAGCUGCACGUCCCUGGACUCCGGCUCAUAGAGGUCAAGAGCUUCCAACACAUCAAGAAACUUCUGGCGCAGGCGCGUCGUAACAGGAUCACCUUCGGGACCCAGAUGAACCAGCACAGCUCUCGUUCUCAUGCCCUCCUCAUGAUCACUGUGCUGGGGACUGACCUGGCCAGCGGGGCCAAGACCACAGGCAAGUUGAACCUGGUGGACCUGGCUGGCUCUGAGAGGGUCUGGAAGUCAGGAGCUGAGGGAGAGAGGCUGAAGGAGGCCCAGAACAUCAACCGCUCCCUGCUGGCUCUGGGGGACGUUAUCCAGGCUCUGAGGGGGAAGGAGAAACACAUCCCCUUCAGAAACAGUCGCCUCACAUACCUGCUGCAGGACUCACUGGGCAAGGGCAACAAGACAGCCAUGGUGGUGCAGGUGUCUGCUCUGGAGAGUAACGUGGGAGAGACCAUGUGUUCUCUGAAGUUUGCUGAGAGGGUUUGUAAGGUGGAGCUGGGGCCUGCGGCCAGGAAGAUACAGAGAGGAGGGGGAAGUCAUCAGUGUGACUAGAACUCCCCUUCCUGAAGUCAUCCAACUUCCUGUUCCUAUGGACGACCAGGACUCCAGGGACUCAACAGACACGCAGCCAACCAAAUACAUCAACAAGCAAUAACAACAUCAAACAACCCCCCUCUUCCCAGUCAGCCAGUCAGUCUAUCAGUCUGUUUAUCAGUCAGUCAGUAUAAAAGCUACCAGGUGUGUAUUCAGUGAGAUUAAAUAUUGAGAAUAUUGCAGAUUCUCUAGUCUACCGAUCAUAAUGUCUGUUCAUGUCAUGCACAGGAGGUUGGUGGCACCUUAAUUGGGGAGAACACAUGGUUUCCAUGGUUUCCAGGUGUUUGAUGCCAUUCCAUUCGCUCACGUUACACCCACCUGAACAGACCCCAGCUGUAACGUUACAUCCUCCUGAACAGACCCCAGCUGUAACGUUACAUCCUCCUGAACAGACCCCAUAUGUAACAUUACACCCACCUGAACAGACCCCAGCUGUAACGUUACACCCAUCUGAACAGACCCCAGCUGUAACGUUACACCCACCUGAACAGACCCCAGCUGUAACGUUACACCCACCUGAACAGACCCCAGCUGUAACGUUACACCCACCUGAACAGACCCCAGCUGUAACGUUACAUCCUCCUGAACAGACCCCAGCUGUAACGUUACACCCUCCUGAAACAGACCCUAGCUGUAACGUUACACCCACCUGAACAGACCCCAUAUGUAACAUUACACCCACCUGAACAGACCCCAGCUGUAACGUUACACCCUCCUGAACAGACCCCAGCUGUAACGUUACAUCCUCCUGAAACAGACCCUAGCUGUAACGUUACACCCACCUGAACAGACCCCAUAUGUAACAUUACACCCACCUGAACAGACCCCAGCUGUAACGUUACACCCAUCUGAACAGACCCCAGCUGUAACGUUACAUCCUCCUGAACAGACCCCAGCUAUAACGUUACAUCCUCCUGAACAGACCCCAGCUGAGUCUAAAAUUAUUCUGAUUAUCCUGAUAAAGAAGGGCUAUGACUUGAGGUCUCCAUGACAACGUCAUCAGGAUAACAGAUACGAUUGAAGGGAUAGGAUGUCUCUACUGUCUCCUGUCUGCUGCUGUUCAGAUAAGAAGUCUCUACGGUCUCCUGUCUGCUGCUGUUCAGAUAAGAAGUCUCUACUGUCUCCUGUCUGCUGCUGUUCAGAUAAGAAGUCUCU